GAAGUGUUGAACAGCAGAGGGAGGAGGGGACGCCUCACAGAAGACAGUUUCAUUUUCACCAGUGUUUCACUGAGAAACUACAACAGUGAUUGAACUCAACUUACAGCUGGUCAUGGAUUUUGUAGAUCCCAUCCUCUCUCUGGCCUCAGAGAUCUACCAGCUGGUGGAGAAUGUGAAGGCCAACAAGAAGCGCUGCCGCCGUGUCUCUCAGCGAGUCAAAGCCCUGGAGGAGCUGGUGUGGUCCAUCAAACAGAGGGAAACCAGAAAGAUCUCCUCAGACGUAGAGAAAGCUCUCCAGGAGCUCUGCAUCACUCUGGCAUCCGCUCAGGAGCUCAUCAGGAAAUACACCGCGGCCACCUGGAUGGAACGCAUCAUCAACUCAGGCAGCCACGGAGACGAGUUCAACAGCGUGAACGAGCGGCUCAAUGACGCCUUCCAGAUCCUGUCUGGAUCUCUGCAGGUGGAGCAGGGGAACAUCCUGUACAAGGUGUUUGAGCUGACAUCCAGGGAGAAAGAGGACGAGGUGGACGGGAGGGACGACGACGCAGAGCUGAAGAAAACACUCGAGACCUACAUGAAGGACCAGCAGGAGAAAAUCGACAAGAUGCUGAAAGACUUCGAACUGGUCAAAAUCAACGUGGUGAAGGUCAUGGAGAUGUUGAACAAACCCAGCGCCACAGAUGAAGCCAUCCGAAUGAUCAAACCAGAGGAGAUUAAGUACGAAUAUCCCAAAAAGCCCUUCAUGACCACGGCAACCUCGGAGGUCUACAAAGGACAAUAUCACGGCUUCAAGGUCGCCAUCAAGAGAUACACGGACCCUGUGAACACCAGCCCCAGAACUGACACCACAACAGUCACCGACUCUUCAUGCUGCGAUUGGUUGGCUCUGCAGGUGAGGGAGGUGCGCUCUGUUUUCCAAAAGGACGUAGAGACCAUGCGACGGUUUGAGUCGCCCAACAUCCUUCGCAUGUUUGGUAUCUGCGUCCAGGACGAGGAGGGACCAGAGCCUCAGUUCCUCAUCAUCAUGGAGUACUGUGAGAAGGGGAGUCUCCGGCAGGUUCUGGACUCCUCCAGCAGACUGUCGUGGACAAGGAAAGCUAGCAUGUGUCUGGGCGCGGCACAAGGACUCUACAGACUGCAUCAGACAGAAAAAAAGUCCAAGGUUCAUGGAUGCAUCAACAGCAGCAAGUUCCUCGUGGCUGAAGGCUACAUCGUCAAGCUGGGAGGAUUUGAGCUGGCUAAAACGGAGACAUCUCUGAAAAAAGCCUCAAAGGACAAAGAGAUCCGCUCGGUGUGUUACUCGUCUCCUCAGAUGCUCGACAACAUCAACCACAUCUACAGCAAAGAGUGUGAGAUGUACAGUUUUGGGAUCGUGCUGUGGGAAAUAGCAACACGGAAAAAACCUUUUGAUGGUUGUUCGAGUAAGGACAUUUAUCAGAAAGUUUGCAAAGAGAAGUUUAUGGAGCCGCUCCCUGACGACUGUCCCGAACCACUGGCAAGUUUGAUCAAUGCCUGUCGGGCCAGCGACAGCUUCCAGAGACCGUCUGCUGGAGUGCUGGUGGAUAAACUUCGUAGUGUGGUGGCACAGUUAGAGGAGCAAUGAAACUCAACAUCAGCAGUGCUCAGGAGAAGAAAUCAAGUUCUCAUGUCUUUAAACAUGUCUGUGAUAUUCUCAAAGCUACACCAAAAAGAAGUUUACUGGCACUGAAAGCCAUAUGUUUGUGUUGAAGUUUACUGUACCUCUUCAAACCAGGCACACUGGACCUUUAAAAAUGUUUUUUACAGAUUGUGUUAAAGAGCUAAAGUAGUUUGGGUUCGUUACAACACUGUGGUUUUUGUGCAGAACGUAUGUAUGAGCCUCCUAAUAGACGGUAUUCACCACAAUGUAUGUUCUUUAUCAUCCAAAUCAGAAUAAAACAAGUUUUUGGAAACCA
This is a messenger RNA of Cheilinus undulatus (humphead wrasse), 1934 nucleotides long. RefSeq names its product mixed lineage kinase domain-like protein. The transcript is spliced from 12 exons. The record is from RefSeq and is a predicted model, not a curated record. Gene Ontology annotation, biological process: protein phosphorylation; cell surface receptor signaling pathway. Gene Ontology annotation, molecular function: ATP binding; protein kinase activity. Bases 113 to 1603 code for a protein of 496 amino acids. NCBI's taxonomy places the organism in Eukaryota, Metazoa, Chordata, Actinopteri, Labriformes, Labridae.